This is a messenger RNA of Beta vulgaris subsp. vulgaris (sugar beet), 3446 nucleotides long. RefSeq lists its product as hypothetical. The transcript is spliced from 9 exons. NCBI's taxonomy places the organism in Eukaryota, Viridiplantae, Streptophyta, Magnoliopsida, Caryophyllales, Amaranthaceae. The record is from RefSeq and is a predicted model, not a curated record. Gene Ontology annotation, cellular component: nuclear pore. Bases 268 to 3282 code for a protein of 1004 amino acids.
UGUUUAGACUUUGGAGGCUUGGAGGCACUCUUCAGCUGUAGUUGUCUCCGCACUCACUAGUUACAAGUAGUGAACUAGUGACUCUCACUGUCUCACAAAUCAUAUUGUAAAACUCUUCAGUUAUUUUUGCGUAUUCACUCCAUCUCCAUUUGAUAACUUGGAGUUUCCCAUUUGCUCCCUUUCCUCCCAGAUUACGCAAUUUUCUGGAGCUCUCUUAGUUUGAACGACUUUUACGGAAUCAACUUACAGUAGCAGUAUCAUCCAGCAAUGGUUUUAGGUCUCAGGAGCAAGAUUAGGAGUGGUCCUAGUACUCAGGUUGAGUAUACGAUUCAUGUCCAAGAUAUUAAACCUUGGCCUCCAACACAAUCACUAAAAUCUGUUCGUUCUGUAUUGAUUCAAUGGGAAAAUGGUGAACGCAAUUCUGGGUCUACAAGCUCAGUGGCUCCUUCUUUAGAGGAUGGAAUGAUCACUUUCAAUGAAUCUUUUAAAAUUUCGAUCACUCUGUCAAAGGAUAUGUCGGUCAAAAGUGGUGAUACAGAUGUAUUUCACAAGAACUUGUUAGAAUUCAACUUGUACGAACCUCGUAGGGAUAAGACGGUGAAAGGACAGUUGCUGGGGACGGCGAUUAUUGACUUGGCAGACUACGGUGUUAUCAGAGAGAUAAUGAGUGUAAGCGCUCCCAUGAACUGUACCCGGAGCUUCAGGAACACAGCGCAGCCAAUUUUAUACCUUAGAAUCCAGGCCAAUGAUAAGGUUCGCUCAGGCACAUCAUUGAGGGGUAGACUAGCCAAGGAAACAUCACUUGACAAGAAUGAUGAGGACUCAGUCUCAGCAUUAAUGAAUGAGGAAUAUGCCGACGAAGCAGAGGUUGCUUCCUUGACUGAUGAUGAUAUUUCGUCACACUCCUCACUGACUGUGGCUACUUCAUCAACUCUUGAGUCCAAUGGAGCUUCACCUUCACAAAACAAGGAGAAUGGCUCAGAAAGGGGAAAAUGUCAUACAGACACCCCUAAAUUGGACUCAGAGCUGAGCUUGAAAAAAGUAUCUUCUUCAUCAUCCCAAGUUCAUGAAAUCAGCCAACAUUUGAAAGAGGUUGCUAGUCUUAAAGGUCAAGUUCUUGCUGCGUCCAUAUCAGGUGAAGAUCUAGCCAUCUCUACUGCCAAAGCCAUUCCAGUGGGAACUUCUAGGAAACUCAACUCUGAGCAUAAUAUUCAGCUUCAAGAAACAAGGGGAAGAGAGAAAGAAGCGGAGAUAUCUGAAAGAAACAGUUUUGUAGAGGUUGCUGCCACAGUCGAUUUUGAUGAUGCAGAGGUCCAAGAUGGAGACAAGGUUAGAAUACAUGAUCAGACAGAGAAAAUGCUGGAAGAGGUAAAACAUGUAGUAGGGAAUUCAUCAUCAAAUAAACUUUUAGUGGAUGCUAUUGAAAAUCAAGUAUUGUCUGGAAGUGGUUCCCUUCUUCUUAAGGAUAGAGUUAGGCAUGUGAAAUCUGUUCGAUCCCCCAUAGAAUCUGGAAGCAAUGGCUCUGCAGGAGGACUCUCUGCGAAUAAUUCCAGGCUGGAGGCCUAUGUAAUUGAAAAAAUACGUACCUCUUCUGAUAGCAAAACCCAGGGACUAGAACAAAGAAUAGAGAUACUAGAGAGAGAGUUGAGAGAAGCUGCUGCUCUUGAGGUUGCUCUUUAUUCAGUGGUUGCAGAGCAUGGAAGUUCCACUAAUAAGGUUCAUGCUCCAGCAAGACGCCUUUCUAGAUUGUUUCUUCGAGCUGGCAAAGGAAUGAAGAGAACAAGUGCAGCUCAAAGUAUAGUUUCUGGAUUAAUUGUUGUAGCAAAAGCUUGUGGAAAUGAUGUUCCUAGGUUGACCUUCUGGUUGUCAAAUUGUGUUGUGCUCAGAGCAAUUCUUUGUGAGGCCUUUGCAGAGGACCAGUUGCCAGUAUCUGCUAGCUCUUUAGUAGAAAGGAAUGGAGCUGGGAAAAGAAAUCAGAAAAUAUCAGAACUCAAGUGGAAGGUUUCCUUUUCUGACAAGCAAGCUUAUAGAAGUGCUGUAGAUGGAAGUUUUGAAGAUUUGGAAGAUUCACAUGCAUUUAUGUCUGCAUUAGAAAAAGUUGAAUCUUGGAUCUUUUCACGAAUUGUAGAAUCUGUUUGGUGGCAGACAUUGACUCCACACAUGCAGUCCUCAGCUGCUCAGAUGAUUGAUAAAGUAGUGGAUUCCGGCUUUUGGAAAAAGAAUAGGAGGUCAACCUCUACUGGUGAUCAAGAGCAGGUCAACUUCUCAUUAGAACUUUGGAAGAAGGCGUUCAAGGAUGCCUGUGAGAGGCUUUGUCCUCUCCGAGCUGGAGGUCAUGAGUGUGGCUGUUUGCCGUUGCUCGCUAAAUUGAUAAUGGAGCAAUGUGUGGCAAGGUUGGAUGUAGCCAUGUUUAAUGCCAUUCUCCGAGAAUCUGCGGACGACAAUCCCACUGAUCCUGUAUCUGACCCUAUUAGUGAUGCCAAGGUUCUCCCAGUUCCGGCUGGGACAUCAAGCUUUGGAUCUGGUGCACGGCUUAAAAAUGCAAUUGGAAACUGGUCUAGAUGGUUGACUGAUCUGUUUGGCAUGGAUGAUGAUGAUCCACCUGAAGCUGAAAGGGAUGAUGAUGAAGACGAGGGGCUUAACUAUAAUUCAUCCUUCAAAUCUUUCUAUCUGCUUAAAUCGUUGAGUGAUCUAAUGAUGCUUCCGAAAGAUUUGCUACUGAGUGAGUCAGUGCGAAGAGAGGUUUGUUAUUUUACACUUUUUAAUAAACUGUGGUAUUCUUUCAAUAAAGCUCUGCCAUCCUGGGAAUCUUUAUUUUUUCAGGUAUGCCCUGCAUUUGGUGCCCAACUCAUUCAAAGGGUUCUUAAAUUUUUUGUGCCUGAUGAGUUCUGCUCAGAUCCAAUUCCAGAUGGUGUCUUUGAAGCCCUUGAGACUGAGAACGUCUGUGCUGAAGGUGUAGGAUCUAUCACGAACUGUCCCUGCACAGCACCUGCAGUAUUCUACUCUCCUCCAUCACCAUCUUCCUUGGCCAGCGUGAUUGGGUUACGUUUGGGGACAGGAAGCCCAUCCCAGUUAAGAAGAAGUGGAUCGGUGCUGAGAAGGUCAAACACUAGUGAUGAUGAGUUAGAUGAACUGAAUUCACCACUCCAUGCCAUUCUCAAUGAGGGUAUCCAGGCAUUGCCUGCUCAAGUGAAACAAAAUUGGAAAUUGGUGGAAAAUCACCGGAAACAUGUGCUCCGAUACCAACUUCUCCGUGAAGUUUGGGAUGGAGUAGAAUCUUAACAGUAUAUUUGUGCAUAUAUUUGUAUAGAUGUAUGUAGUGUAAUCAGUAAUUUAGUAAGAUUCCUUUCCUCUCCACUUGUAGAUGUAUACCUGUUGUGACCACUUGAAUGACACGAAGGGGCUGUAUAAAUCAUGGAUAUAGUAUUUUCUUCCAGUUCUUAUCA